Messenger RNA from Paramecium tetraurelia, 1503 nucleotides. RefSeq lists its product as uncharacterized. NCBI's taxonomy places the organism in Eukaryota, Ciliophora, Oligohymenophorea, Peniculida, Parameciidae. The record is from RefSeq and is a predicted model, not a curated record. The transcript is spliced from 3 exons.
AUGAAUAAUUUUAAUGGAUUUUAGGUAAGUGAAUAGACUUUUUCGUUUGAUUUGAAUACUAUAUUUCCAUUUAGUAAUUUUAAAAACAGGAAUGAUCAAAUAAAUAGAAAUUCCUAUUCUAAUCGAAGACAAGUGGAUAUUUUUAAUAGUAUGUCAAAUUUUAGGUAAAUAUAUAUUGACUUCCUGAAAUGGUAAUGUAAUAUUUAUUUCAAAAAUAAAUAUAAAUAAAUUAUUAAAACCCUUUUAAAAAUGAACCAACUUGAAAGAUUAUUACAUUAAUAAGGAAAAAAAGUGAAAUUACAAGAAUAAGAGCUGGAUGAUGUGAAUAGAAGGCAUUAAGAAUUGCAGACCAAAUUAACUUAGGAGGAAGAUAAAAAUAAAAUAUUAUAAGGCAAUAUCGACAAAUUAUCAUUGAUUGAGUAUGAAUUGAGAAGACAACUACAAUUUGUUGAAGCACAAAGAGAUAAUCUAUUGGAGCAACUAAAAUCCCUACAUGAAUAUAAUUUCUCGAUGUUCAAUCUAUAAGAAAACCAUGUGUGUAACAAAUUUAGAACAGUUUAAGAGCUAGCACUCACACGAAAUGAAUUAUAAAAAUAAUAAUAACAAUUACUAAUUUUGCAAACCGAAAAUGCUGGAUUAAUAAGCAAAGUUAAAGAGCUAAUGUCCACCAAUACCUCCUUAAACGAAAAACUACAAAAAUACCCACAAUAAUUUGAAAAUCUAAGAGAAAAGUACAUAAAACUUUUGACAGAGAGAGAUCUUCAGAUAUAAUCACUUAGUGAGAUAAUAGAAAGGCUGAAAAUAUAGAGAUAAGUAAAGGAAGAAAAGUGUGAGAAAAUAGAGUUUGAGGAAUCCGACUUAACAGAAGAUACCAAUUCAAACCAAGAUGCUAUUUUAGAGUAAUAAACCUUUAAGGAUAAUCUUGAAAUCAUUAAAAUUAUGAAAAAAUCUGAUGAGGAAAAGCAAAGAGCCAUCCUCUAACUCACUGAAUAAGUUUCACAAUUAUAAGCUGAGAAUUCAAAAUAGCGAUUACUCUUAACAACCGAAUAGGUAAUACAACUCUAUCCUUAAGAUAUCCAAUUAUAAAUUCGUCGCCUUUAACAAUUAAGAGCAUAUAUAUCCUAAUUUACUACAAAAAUUGCUAAUUUACAAAUGAAAUAUUAAGAAAUCAAUGAGUUAAAAAAACGCAAUUUAGAAUUAGAAGAGAGAUGCAAAAUUUAACAGGAAGAAAUAAAUCAAUUUGCAAAUAAAAAGAAAAAAUUAGAAGAAAUUUAGGAAUAAUUUGCAAUUGUAUUAAAAGAGAAUUGGAAGUUGAAAGGGAGAAAUUAAUAGAAAUAACACAAGAUGAAAUAACUGUUACCAAACAUUCUUUAGAAUUUAUCUACCGAGCUGUGUUUUGAAGAAUAUCCCUUUGAAAGUUUGGAAGAGCUGUUGAAAUGCUAUGAAAAACUUCGAAACUAAUUGAGGAGUUAGUCAGAAUAGAGACAUAAAAGCCAACUUUGA